Molecule: messenger RNA, 1005 nt
Organism: Paramecium sonneborni
Lineage: Eukaryota; Ciliophora; Oligohymenophorea; Peniculida; Parameciidae
Source: the annotation of a GenBank genome assembly
UAUAGUAAUGGACUUGAGAAACAGAAAUACUAGAAAAGUUUUACUUUAAAUGUUAGAGAAACAAUUGAAAUCAAUUAUGACUGAAAAUACUACAAAAGUGAAAUUUUAGGAAUAGUUGAUAAGAUUUUAGAUUUAUGAAGAUUAAAAAAGAGCUAGAUUAAAAUAACAUAGUCCAUAACCAUAAUAAUUAAUAAGAACACAUAGUUAAUCAGAUCAUAUUGAUUUUUAUGAAAGAUAGUAAUCUUAAUAAAAAUUAAAAAAUGAACGACUAUAACAAUCGAAAGAGAAAUCGAUAUAAAAAAAGCUAUAGGAAGAGAUUUAAGAAGCUACAUUUCAUCCUAAAAUUCUUAAACCUAAAAAUUAGAAUGCUUAAAAGAAUGAUUUGUAUCAAUAAGGAAUGAAAUGGAUGUAAUAAAAAGUAUUAAUUAUUAAUAGAUAAGGCUGAUCAUAUUGAUAAAAUGAAAGAGUCUUCUAUGAUUUAAUUAAGUUAAGAGAAUUUAUUUAAGCCAAUGGUAAACAAAGUAUCAGAGAAAAUAAUCAAAACAACAAAUCAAACAAAUUUCUUUUAGAGGAUGAAUAAAAAUGAAGAUAAAAAGAAAGAGAAAAUCAAGAGAUUAAAGACAGAUGCUACUCCAUCAUUCAAACCAAAGAUAAAUGGUAUAAAGUUAAAUUUAUAAAUUAGAUCGUUCAAAAAAAGUACAGAGUACACUGAAUAAAGAUAUUUUAUAAGUUUCUGUUAAUUUAGAAUUAAUGGAGAAAAUUCGGAAUUAUAAUUAAAGAGAACAAAAUAAUUCAUGCCAUGAAUAUUCUAGAUAGAGAAAUUGUUCAUCAGCAUUAUCAUAAUCAAUAGAUUUUGAGAAGCAGCAAUCAGAUUAUCCAAGUUUUAGAAAUUCUAAUACAAUUAAGAAAUAACCAAAAUUAUAGAUUGAUUAUAAUUGUUCUUCUGAGAAUUUGACAGAAAUGUUAUAUGAAGCAUUGGGUGAUUAAAAUUAUGAUUAUUUUUGA